This is a messenger RNA of Sarcophilus harrisii (Tasmanian devil), 8305 nucleotides long. RefSeq names its product autophagy related 4B cysteine peptidase (gene ATG4B). The record is from RefSeq and is a predicted model, not a curated record. The coding region runs from base 75 to 1256 and encodes 393 amino acids. Gene Ontology annotation, molecular function: protein-phosphatidylethanolamide deconjugating activity. The transcript is spliced from 13 exons. NCBI's taxonomy places the organism in Eukaryota, Metazoa, Chordata, Mammalia, Dasyuromorphia, Dasyuridae.
UGACGUCACGCUGCGUCGCGUCGCGGAGCUUGUGGUAGCGACGCCGCCGGUUAGUCGGUGGGCGAGGAGGGAAGAUGGAUGCAGCAACUCUUACCUACGAUACUCUCAGAUUUGCUGAAUUUGAAGAUUUCCCUGAGACUACAGAGCCAGUCUGGAUAUUGGGUAGAAAAUAUACCAUCUUCACAGAAAAAGAAGAGAUCCUUUCAGAUGUGACUUCUCGGCUUUGGUUCACAUAUAGGAAAAAUUUUCCAGCCAUUGGAGGGACGGGCCCAACAUCAGACACUGGCUGGGGCUGCAUGUUGCGGUGUGGGCAGAUGAUCUUUGCUCAAGCCCUAGUCUGCAGACACUUAGGCAGAGAUUGGAGAUGGAAGCAAGGGAGGAGGCAGACAGACAACUACUUCAACGUCCUCAAUGCCUUCAUUGACAAAAAGGAUAGCUAUUACUCUAUUCACCAAAUAGCUCAAAUGGGAGUCGGAGAGGGCAAAUCUAUAGGCCAGUGGUACGGACCAAACACAGUUGCACAAGUACUCAAGAAACUUGCUGUUUUUGACACGUGGAGUUCACUGGCCGUCCACAUAGCAAUGGACAACACUGUGGUGAUGGAAGAGAUAAGGAGGCUGUGCAAGGCCGGUUUCCCGUGCGCAGAUGGUGCCGCCUUUCCUACAGACUCAGAGCUGCUCUCCAAUGGGUAUCCCCCGGCAGCCGAGGUCACAGACAGGGCAUCGCCAUGGAGACCACUAGUGCUGCUGAUCCCUCUCCGCCUCGGACUCACGGACAUCAAUGAAGCUUACACCGAGACCCUAAAGCACUGUUUUAUGAUGCCCCAGUCCCUGGGAGUAAUUGGAGGGAAGCCCAACAGUGCUCACUACUUCAUUGGAUAUGUAGGGGAGGAGCUGAUCUACCUGGACCCACAUACAACCCAGCCUGCCGUGGAGUCGACCGAAGGUGGCGUUUUCCCCGAUGAGACCUUCCACUGCCAGCACCCUCCGUGCCGCAUGAACAUCGGGGAGCUUGACCCCUCCAUCGCAGUGGGUUUUUUCUGCAAAACUGAGGAAGACUUCAAUGACUGGUGCCAACAAGUCAAAAAGUUAUCUCGAAUCCCAGGAGCCCUGCCGAUGUUUGAGCUGGUUGAGCGGCAGCCUUCCCACUUCUCGUGCCCAGAUGUGCUGAAUCUUUCACUAGAUUCUUCCGAUGUGGAGAGACUGGAAAGGUUCUUUGACUCCGAAGACGAAGACUUUGAAAUUUUGUCCCUUUGAAAAGGCUAGGCGGUGGACUCGCCUGAUCUGUGUUGCGUGGGGGGUGGGGGGUGGGGAGGGAAGCCCCUCUGAGAGCCCGGCUCCGCGGUUUUCACAGGCGCUUGAUGACAUCCCAGUGUUUCAUCCAUCCCGGCACGCACGGCCUCCGAGCAGAGGGGGUACUGCCUGCAUUCGGUCCUUGGAUCAAGAAUGUUUUCAUGGAAGCCUUAAUGCUUGGAGUCAGGAUCCUCAGCACAAAACACUUUUUCAGGAAGGAAAUGGAGACGGUGUCGUCUCAGUGUGGAAAGGUCCCGUGUGAGCAGCGGAGCCAGGACUGGCGUGCUUCACACCAGGAGGCCAGGCCCUCCACCUCCUAACCCUCUAGGCUUUGGUUUGCUUUGGACACUGGUUCUUUUUAGUUACGCAGCGGGAGCAAAGUGGGCUGGACAUCCUCAGGUCCAAAGUGGGGGAAGCCGAGCCGAGCCUGUGGUACGGGAAUAGCCCUGACCCUCCCACCAGUUCACCUCCUCCACAGGGGCUGCUGCUCGUACUCCAUUUGCAGUGCUUUCUUGCAGACACGUGAUUGUCUUUCUUUGUCUUCUUUCAGUUCUCUGCUACUCCUUCAUUAUUUUUAAGGGCUACCCUGGGGGGCUGGGAAUUGGACUGACUGGAUUUUACCAUGACAAGGUUUCUCAUUUAAAAAAAAAAAAAGGUAAAAUUGGCUCUUUAAGACCACUACACACACACGCACACACACACACUCACUCUUUCUCUCUCUCUCUCUCUCUCACACACACACACACUUUCCAGAAAAAAAUCCCCCAUAGUUGUAGACAGUGUAUUUAAACCAAGAGAAAGCAAAAAAAGAAGGAUUUUGCCCCUGAUGGUGAACAUGCCCCUGAGGUCAUAUAUAUUUAACAGGUAAAUUUUCUGAGUGGUUGAUGGUGUUGUAGGAAGUGUUCAGUGUAUAAAAACUCAAGGACUGCCCAUCUCUUCAGUAAUACUGCAUCAUCAUCACAAAGCUAGGACAGUACAAUAGGUUGUUUUUCUAAGAGGGGGAAGAGAUUAAGAAAGAAUAUUUCUCCCAGUGAACCAAGAAUCAAACACUGGCCUUUGACAGGCAAGAACAUUAGCAAAAAGUCUUUGAGAAGUUGUGUCCUACCUUGGGCCCGGUCUUUGCCAUUAGCGGUGUGAAAAGCCAUGAAGGAGAAGAGAUGGGCUUGAGAGUAAUGCGUUGGGUGAUCUGACUUCUCCUAGUAACGGCCCACAAACAGGAUUUCCUCCGUGGUUUCCGCGCUUGGUGCAGCAUUAGCUGUGAUGGCCCUGGCUUUAUGCUAGCUUCAGCCAGAGCGUUGGGAGGUUGGCUGUCCGGUGCAGGGAUGGUCUUAGAAACCAACGGCAGAUCACCGUUGUGAUGAUCCACUUAGGCCGGCCUGGGAUGUUCUCUGGGCCCUCAAAAACCGCCUGCUUGGUUUUCUUUGGCUGUUGGGUUCUAUCAUUGUACCCUAAUCUGCACUGCUAGACCAAUUCAAAUCAUUUUAGUCCUUAGCUGACUGGCUCUUCAGCCCCAUUCAAGUAUAAAGCUGCCAUUUUUCCUGCAAGUGUUGUCAGUUCUUUAGGAAACAUUUAAAGGGAGAGGGAUUUUUGUGGACCAUCUGUUAAUCAUGCAUCUAAGGAAUAUGGGUGAAGAAGUGGCCCUUCUCCGACAAAGAACAUUUCCUAUACUUCAUUCCUAGGAAAGAGAAAUUGGUAUUUGCCAAAAUACUAAGGGCCAGCGUUGGCCACUUUUUUGACUCCCGCUUCUGUCCUCGGCAAGCAAAGGGAGUAAACUGUUAGGAAGGAAACACUUGAAUAUUCAGUUCUGUAACAGCAAGUGAAAUGGAUUCAGUGGUUUGACUCCAGUGCUGUGUGUCAUGCCGAAGAGCUUCCAAGGCACCCUGCUGAAGUCAAGAAGAAACAACUACUCCAUUCCCUUUUCCUUUUCUUAUCCAUUCCUUGUCUUUCACAUAUAUUUGGGGGUGGUUAAGGAGAGUGGGGAUAAUUCUCCAUUUAGUGCUUUAUGUUUUUAUCUGAAUAAAUAACUGACAAGCUUCUUAAAAGCCCUUUGGUUUCUGAAACAUCACUCUGAAUUCCAACUGAGAUUGAUUUGUCUGCCUAAAGUGGAUGGCUUGGGUUGAAGAUGGUUUCUUUGAGAUCAAAACCUUAGGAGAAGGAAGUGCUUUUUUUAGGUGUAAUUUUUCCCCAUAAUGGGUGGAUUUAUAUUCUAAAUCACUGAGUCUCCACCCUCUUAUUCCUCUGUGGAGCGCAGCCGCACACCAUAAAAUGAUAAUGGGGGUGCUCUUGGGCCAUUGAUACUGUUGAAAGAUGUUAUGUUCCCCCUGCUACCAGAGUCUGACCCAUGUGACAGAGAAAGCUGCUUGUAAAACCAAGGGAAUCGGGAUAAUAGUGCCCCCAAAUGGGGAUUUUUUUCCCCUGUUCUAAACAUUUUCUUGCCUUUACUAUAUAUUACAUCUCUUACUGUGGGAGGUCAAGUCCCACAAGUCAAGUAUUCUUUAUACAUUCACUGACUUAAUUCUAUUUGGAAUAUUAACUCUCCAUAGGGUCACAGAGUCUUCAGGCAUGUCCCAAAGUUGGGCAUUGAACCUUUGUAGUGCUAAGAUGGUCCUGCAGUGCCAGUUAAAUUGCCACUGUACAGAUCACACAAGUGUGUUAUAUCCCUCGCUUGCUGAUACUGUCUUGAAAUAAUAAUGCUUUCCCCAAGUUCAAGAAAAACGUGACAAGUUUUGUACAUUGAUGGCAUUACAUAUGCUGAGAAUAUUCUCACUGCUUGUAUGUAGGAUGGUGGUUUCUGGUUGGUUCGUUCCCUGACUUUUUAUGUUGCUGUGUCACCGACUUCUUGGAGUACCUUGUGGAGCUCAUCAGUGAUCAAUCUGAUGAAUAUUAAUCUAGGGCUGUCCAGAUGGAAGAGUUCCCUCCAUUCCAAAUCCAUGAAUCUUCCAAUUUUCAGUGAGUUCUCGGGUUUUUCAAUCCCCUGUUUUCUGUUAUUUGGAUGGGUCCCCCCCCCAAAAAAAAACAACCCAACUAGUGCAGAAAUAUAUAUAUGGGGAUUUUGGGUAAAACUUUAAAAAAUGGAGAAGUUAAUUAGGAGGUAAUUGAAGUAUGCCUUCUUUUGAGUUCAGUGUGCCUUGAACUCUUGUCUGGCAGCAGCAUAAGAAUGAACAAAACAGUUUGGCCUUUGUCUUGUCACUAUUUGGAUGUGCUUUUUCUGGGGAAUUGAACUUUUAAAAAAUUUACCAGUGAUUAGCUAAUAGCAUGAAAGAAUAAUUAUCUAGUUUAUCUUGAGCUUAGGUAUAUGUUGUCUCAGGUUUGGGGACAUUUCUGUAGUUCAUCUAUAUUUUACCCUGCAUUCUGUGUGCUUAAUGAAUACUUUAGCUUAGAAAAACAUAAGAAAAGCUGUUUUAGGAAAAUGAUCAAUAUAUUAAUUUCUUGAAUAGCAGAAUGUGCAAUUCAUCUGCAUUAAGAACUUAAGAUUUCUAGAGAGAGCCUCCUAACAGCUUGAAUGUACCUUUAUUCUUAAAAAACAAAAAAAACCCCUUCCGUUUCUGUGAACGCCCUCAUUAAAUUUGGAAUGUUGGUAGGUGGAGGACAGCUGGUUGGGAGUUGGUCUGAGCCUAUUGCCUCUGGAUCUGGAGAUAAAGAAUUAUGCUCCUGGUACAUCUAUAUCUUUGUUGAUUGCCCUCUAAGACUGUGACAUAGCAACCGAGCUGUUGGGCAGAGUGAGCUGAGCUUAGCCGAUUAUUGCCGUAAGUUUGGCUACUCUGCUGCGGCCUUGUUCUGUGUUCCGCUUCCUCUGUGUGUUUGCUGUCGGUCCGGUUUGAACUCCGUCUGGUAGAUGGCAACUCUAAGAAUAAAAUAUGCAUGCCCAAUAGAGACACAGAAGAGGGUUUCAGUGAAGCCUUGAUGUGUUCGACUUUCCCCCCCUGCAUAUCUUGUCACUUGGGCCCUUUGCUGGGUGAUGCUUUCUUUUCGGUGUCCUUCCCCUGGUAGAGCUGAACAUAAAGGAGGAAAGGGCCUAACGGGAAAGAGGAAGGAUUAGAAAACUUAAGUCUAUGUGGUUUCUCAGAAACGGGGAAGGAGCAUCACGGAAAGGCAAAGAAAUGGGCUGCUAGAAAGGAGGUUGCUGUUCUUUCAUGCUCAGUAUGUUUACUGGGUUAACCUCUGUGUCUGGAAGUGGUUUAAAGGUGUUACUUCUAUUAACUGGAAACAACUUAGUUUCUACACGUGCUUUUAAAAAAAAAGUGGCACGCCAGCAACUGGAGUGUCGGGCUCCGGAUGUGCCGUGAGUGCUUGGGGGACCUGGCCCUUUCCUGGUAUGCCGUGACAGCGGCCUGGUUUCCUGUGGCUGUUGUCCCUAGCCCAGUCUUGCCGAGGGUUAUCAGUGGCACAUGUCAGGACUCGGGCCAUCCGAUAACUGUCAUUGAUAAAGCCCUCCUGUAACCGUCAUGCUGUGGAGCAGAGGAUGCAGACGGGGUGCCUGCCGGCCCGGGCUCCUGACUGGGUCACCUGUGCUGAAGGCCAGGGAAGAAUUAUUUCCCAGGUAGGGUGGGUCGCCUCCUGCAGUGGAGAACAGUGGGGAAUGGAACAGCCUGGGGGCAAAUCUAAUCUCUGAUUCAUUGCCUGGCUGAGGUUAACCUUCCUAGCCUCAGUUACCUCAUCUGUAAAAUGAUUCCGAUUCUGAUGACUCUGCCAGUUCUCAGUCUGUUGUGAUCCUAUGACUUUUUCAAAAUGAAGUUUAUCAGUGAUGAGCAUUUUGGAAAUUCCAUUUCAGAAACCCACCCCCUCCAAAAGAUGAGUGAUUCUGACUCAUUCCCCCCUUUUCUCCCUGUCAAACCUUCUGGGUCUUGUCCGUCCUCCCUCCCAUAUCUCUCUCCCAUGGUGAGGUGACCUAAUCUGCUGUUCACGGUCUUUAUUACCUUGGGGACUUGGGUGGAUGUGCUCCCAUGAUUGGGCUGUCUUUUACAGCCUCGCUCUGGGUGCCUGGGUCCUUGUGACACAGCUGCUGUUCACGGUCUUGGUAUUACCUUGGGGACUUGGUGGAUAUGCUCCCAUGAUCGGGCUGCCUUUUACAGCCUCGCUCUGGGUGCCUGGGUCCUUGCGCCACAUGCAGUGGGCCACAUGCAUGGCCCUGGUUUUGCCCAUUCGGCAUCCUUGCAUUGCCCUGGAAUUGUUUACCAUUCUUGUUUGGAGAACAAGAGCCAUGAUCUUCAGGCCCAGAUCUUCACUCCAGAGAGAUUGGGGUUAGAGAUGGGCUUCUGCCUUAGAAGGCCGUUGGGAUCAGGCCCCGGCACUGCAUUGUGUCCCCUUGAAAGCUGAAGCAUCCCUUCUGGUGGAUUAGUGGCCCUUAGGAGGAGGAGUGGAAAAGCUUUAGAGAGCGAUCUUUAUCUUGGUCUGGGGUAUGGGGUAUCUUGCAAUGGCUGCCAGCCUUCCAUAGCCAAGUGCACCUUAUUGAAUGAGCUCUCUUGUUGGGGUUUGUAGGUGUGCUCUUAGACAAUGAACUACUGAGGCCGCUGUGAGAGAAUUGUUUGUUCUUGAAGAUUAGCUGCUUAGGUCAGUGUGAUGAGACUGACUAAUCUGUAUUGAUUGAGAAAAGUAAUCUGCUCUUUACUGAAUAUCUUGUGUGUGUGCUCUUAAGACUGAACAUCUUUUCAGUUUUGUGAGAGCAUAAGACUUGUUUAGGGAAAAGUCCUUUUAUUGCAUAAUAAAGCAUCACUCCUUAAUACUGGUUCUGGCCCCAAGAUUUGUCUUUGCAAUUCAGUUAGCAAUGGCAGGGAAGCAGAUGGAUUGUUGGCUCCCUCAGCAGGGAAUUAUCUCCAAAUGACCAAAGCUGUGAGUGGGUGCCCUCUAGCUCCUCUGAUGCUACAGGAAGCCUUAGUUAAGCUAAGAGGAUGGUGUAGACAUUCUGGUUUCCUUUCUAGCUUUUAACUCUUGGUACUUACUGGCAAACAGAUUUUUAAUAAAUGUUUUUCAGCUGACUGAGUUUUGCCUCUGACAAAGCAAAACCCAACUUUCUUCUAGAAGCUUUUUGUUUUUCCUUGUGUUCUUGAAGCCUUGCAUUUCUCCACAUUGCGAAAGGAAAAUGUCCAGGUCUCACUUCCUUCUUAAUUAUCUUAGUCUUUUCAUUCAAUAGAAAUGUUCAUUUUCACUUCAGUUCUGACUGUCUUGAGCCAUGAAAUCUUAAAACUGUAAGUUGAGAUGCAAAGAACCAAAGAGGGAAUUAGUCCAGUUGUCUCAUCAUUCAGAUGUGGACACAGGAGUGAAGGGGCUUGUCCUGGGGGACACAGAGUAGUCCUCUGGGAUUUGGACCUUAGAGGCCUUUGUCUUGUGAGUGGUUGCUGGUAGUGUUUUUGUGCAGAAAGUACUUCCCUCACUUCUCCAGUGCUGAUGGGAUUAUGGGACUGUUUGGAAGGGUUGUCUUCUGCUCUCAAGAAUGGUUCUUUGUUCUUGGAGUGACAACUUUAGUUUACCUUUGGAUGGUGUGAGAACCAGAGGUCUUUGCAGAUAUUAGUUUGCACACUUGAAAGGGUUGUGUAGGUCAAAUCAUCAUUACCACCUGCAAUAUUGCAGUCUCAGAGAGGUGACACAGUAUUCAGGUUUUAGCAUUUUAGUUUGAGGAUUUGAUUUUUAAUGGAUUCUUGAACAUUACUUUUUUUUUUUUUUUUGGGGGGGGGUGUUGCUUUUACAAAGUAGGUGAAGUCACUUUCAUUGUGUUUCUGGUAAUGGCUAGUUUGUUUAGCUUUAUCUGUAUAAUUACAGUCUGGGACCUUGGGAGUUGAGAGUUUGCUUGCUUUAUGUUGCAAGAUACAGGGCAGAUGUUUUAACUUGAGAUCCUUGAUACUCAUGGAGCAGACAAGGAAACGGGUAAUAGAGAAAGAAAGUGAUGUACAGCAGAUCGACCAGUUGCUCAAAAGUGGCAAAGCCAGAAUUGGAUCCUGACCAACUCCAAGUCACUCUUCUAACUACCUCCAUGAAGUCACCUUGUGUAUGCCUUUCUACACAUUUAUUUACCCAAA